Messenger RNA from Notothenia coriiceps (black rockcod), 769 nucleotides. Its product is annotated as trypsin-1-like. The transcript has 6 exons. Lineage: Eukaryota; Metazoa; Chordata; Actinopteri; Perciformes; Nototheniidae. The record is from RefSeq and is a predicted model, not a curated record. The coding region runs from base 1 to 729 and encodes 242 amino acids. Gene Ontology annotation, biological process: proteolysis. Gene Ontology annotation, molecular function: serine-type endopeptidase activity.
AUGAAGUCUCUGGUCUUUGCUCUGCUCCUAGGAGCUGUGUUUGCCACAGAGGAUGACAAGAUUGUUGGAGGGCAGGAGUGCGUGCCUCACUCUCAGCCCCAUCAGGUGUCUCUGAACUCUGGCUACCACUUCUGCGGAGGCACCCUGGUCAACGAGAACUGGGUGGUGUCUGCUGCUCACUGCUACAAGUCCAAAAUGGACAUAGUUCUCGGUGAUCACAACCGCUGGUUCAUGGACGGAAAUGAACAGAUCAUCUCUGCUGAACGCGUGAUCCCUCAUCCCAACUACGAUUCCUGGUUGGUUAACAAUGACAUCAUGCUGAUCAAGCUGAGCCAACCUGCCACCCUCAACAAGUAUGUGCAGCCCGUGGCUCUGCCCAGCAGCUGUGCCCCCGCUGGCACCAUGUGCACCGUCUCCGGCUGGGGGGUGACUAUGAGCUCCGCUGUUGACAGCAACAGGCUGCAGUGCCUGAACAUCCCCAUCCUGUCUCGUGAAGACUGUGAUAACUCCUACCCUGACAUGAUCACUGAUGCCAUGUUCUGCGCUGGAGACCUGGAGGGAGGCAAGGACUCCUGCCAGGGUGACUCUGGUGGUCCUGUUGUGUGUGACGGUGAGCUGCAGGGUGUUGUGUCAUGGGGCUUUGGGUGCGCAGAGAAGAACCACCCGGGGGUCUACGCCAAGACCUGCAUUUUCACAGACUGGCUGCAGAGCACCAUGGCAUCUUACUGAGACCCCUCUGAUAACACGGUUAUUACACUGAAAACCACCG